Molecule: messenger RNA, 5047 nt
Organism: Eriocheir sinensis (Chinese mitten crab)
Lineage: Eukaryota; Metazoa; Arthropoda; Malacostraca; Decapoda; Varunidae
Gene: pall
Product: F-box only protein 28-like
Exons: 6
Coding region: 107-1507 (466 amino acids)
Biological process (GO): protein polyubiquitination
Molecular function (GO): protein binding
Source: RefSeq, a predicted model, not a curated record
GAAAGAAGGAAGGACAGACAGACGGAGAGGGAACAAGGAAGGGGAGGGACGUGCCUAGGGUGUGCGUAGGGUGUGUUAAGGGUGUGUAGGGUGUCUGCUGUCCAACAUGGCAUAUGAUAACAGGACUUUACACUUCCUGGAUUUGCCGGACAUAGUGACAGAGAAAAUCCUGGGUUUCCUCACCUAUGAAGAGCUGGCGCACCUACGGAUUGUUUGUCGAAGAUUCAAUCAAAUUAACCAGAUGCUCUUGAACAAAGGCUUUCGUCAAGUUGAGAGAUACCAAGCCAGAUGCCUGAGAGAGGUGAAGAGUCAGUUACCUCGGCGGGAAUCUGAGCGCAGAAAUCACCCUCUCUUCCGCCACUGUGACAUUCUCACUGCUAUAGAAACACGCCUCUCCCUUCUAAAUAUGACUUUUAUUAAGUAUGUUGACAGCCAAAUGUGCUGCUUCAUUCCAGGGAAGGUAAUCGAUGAAAUCUACAGAGUUUUACGGUUUAUUCAGUCCAACAAAACGCUGCCCCGGGCGCAUGAAAUUCUCACGGAACUCCGAGACAUAUCCAGCAUGGCCAUGGAACAUUUUGAAGAAAAAAUAAUUCGUUCUUUAAAGCCUCCACUUAUCACUCCAUCUCUCCCACGUUUCUCAAUCUCAGGAACAUUUCUCUCUCAUUCAUCAUCGCCAGGGACCAGUGCAGCCAGUCAGUCCUUCAACAAGUCUCAUUCCUUGCCAGCAUCAUCAGAAGAUUAUUCUCAUUUAGCUGCCUCUAACAAGCACUACAAGAAUUAUAUUAGUGUUUUGAAAAAGGAGAUUUUUGACAUGAAGUCAAAGGUUAAUGAAAUGAGACGAAAAUUGAGUGAACAAGAAAAGGUUGACCUGGAGCAGAAUCGCAUCAUAUCUGAGCAAUCCAUUAAGUUAACGAGCCAUGAAGGAAAACUUGCCGAGAUGAACCGAAAGCUGAUGGAAUAUGACCAGCGAUUCAAUGAAAUACUGGGAAUAAGGGAUAAACAGCCUGGGAGCUCUAAUAGUACAAGUGGAAGCUGGGGAAGAGACGAGUCUACUUCCAAACAGUUUUAUGUUUCUCAUGGGCUUCCAACGUCAGCCAUGAGCCCGGCAGUCUUUGUUCCAACCAAUAUUAUACAACCAAACUUAGUCAACUUGGCAGCAGCUCCCAUGUCAACUCCUGCGUACCUCCCGUCACCCCCUCUGACAGGAUUCUCUAGUGGCCUAGCCUUAAAUGCCUCCCCUGGACAAGAGUCUUCUCUCAUGUUGAGUCAUAAUAUUAAUCCACCGGCUGGAUUUAAUGCAGGACAUUCCAAACAAGGAUCAUUUCCCAGCUGCUCCACACCUCUCCAGGAGACCACCUCUCCAGGGGAUGACAACUCUGUGCCUGGCUCAGCCACAAGCAGUGAUGGAGAAGCCACCAAGAAGAUGCAUGGAAAGAAACUAAGGAAAAGAAAGCUCCUAGAGGAAGCUGGAAAUAAUGAUUCUCAAGCUAAACAGGCAAAACUUUGAGUUUAGUAGCUUCAUAGAUUUUUUUUAUAGUGGGCUGACCUACGCAAUUGUACAUAAUUUCUUGUUUCAUAUUUAAACAGAAAUUGCAUUUAGAAGUAAUAUGUUUAUAUGCAAUUUUCAGACGAACAGAUAAUGCAUGCAUUAUUUUGGAGAGAAGUUUGUGAAAUGGAGACAUUUCCCGCUACUCAUGCCCUCCAAGGCAUAUGUAGUUAAGGUAAGCUUUUGCUGAACGUUGACUCUGUAGCUUUGUACCCUGUGCUGCAGCAUCUAUCUCAGCAGUCAACCUAACCAUGAUGGGCAGUUUUGAGACCAGAAGUUCAUUCCUGUUCCUCUUCUGGCUCACCUUAUCUCACCCUUAGAUUUUUUUCUUGCAGUAGCAUUACCAAAUAAUUUCAUUGGCAUAAAUGAAUCCAAAGUUGUUGCUUCCAAUAUUUUGGUGAAACUCAAUCAUCAUAUGAAAAAAUCCUUAAAAUAGAAAUCAUGAGAAAGACACAACCUUGGAAAAUUUUCUAUAUUUUUUCUCUCUUGGGUACUUGUGUCUUUGACACCUUUGGAGAAGUGGCUAAAAAUCAUUCAUGUUAUGUGUUUUUUUGUAUAAAUGAAGACUUAUAAUGUUACAUUAUCUUUCCACUCUAUUGCUCCCGUGAAGGAAAGUUAAUUUUAUGCACAACUUUGUUUUGUUUGCAGUUUUCUACUAUAAUAAUGCUGUAGGUCAUAUAUAUAUAUAUAUAUAUAUAUAUAUAUAUAUAUAUAUAUAUAUAUAUAUAUAUAUAUAUAUAUAUAUAUAUAUAUAUAUAUAUAUAUAUAUAUAUAUAUAUAUAUAUAUAUAUAUAUAUCAUAGGUGGGCAAGUGGUACUUUUAAAAUGCUAGUGGUAGUGAUAGCGGUGUUGGUUGGCUAUGGUAUUGGCAGGAGUAAUAGUGUUAUGACAUUUGGGAAAACGAGCAGUAGAGGUAUUUCCUAGUGGUACUUUUUUAACAAUUAUUUGAGUCAUCCCUUAAAAUGUGUGAAGUUUCGGUGGAUGUAAAAAUGACAAGUAAUAAUGUGAUGGAAAAAUCUAGUCCCUCAAUCUUAGUAAUGCAGCCUAAACACACACCCAAAUUUAGAUAUGGACACAGGACGCUAUGAGCAUAGCUCAUAGAUACACACACACACACACACACACUCUUUUAUGCAAAUAACAUGUGCAGCAGAGCCGUAAUUUCUGGGGGGGUAUGGGGGCUAUAGCCAUGCCCCUUUUGCAAUGUCCCUAAAAGUGCUUAUUUUUCAAAACAUUUCCCCCACCUGCACAUGCUCGCAUUGUUUGCCACCCUACCACACACAUACUCAUAAACCUAUGAUGCCCUCUAGCCCCCCCCCCAAAAUCUGCCAAAAUUACAGGCCUGGCAAACUAGUUCCAACCUCCAGGUCAGAGCUUUGGAAGUAGGUCUGGGCAGGAACCAUUAAUUUUGGUACCAAGGGUUCUGUUAUCAUUGAUACUGGUAAGGGUAUUGGCAGAUGCCAAAACCUGGGGUUCGUAGUAUAGUGAGUCCUCACUGGCUCAGCACCAGUAACUGGGGAUGCAGGGCACCACAGUGUUUGCUACUUUAGAGCUGCUUAUAAAGACCCUCGUGGUAUUGGUACUGACACAGAGAGGAGAGAAGCCCAGGUCAAUGAGUCUACCAAGCUGGUGACCCCUUGCUCUCAGUCCACUGUUAGCCAUUAGGCUGUGUAUACAUACCCCUUUUAGUCACACCAUGGGUAUGAUUUUGCCUGGGAAAUCCAAUAUAUGUGAAAUUGAGAGUCGAGUGUAAUAAUAAUUAUAAAAAUAAUUAUUUGGUAAUAAAAAUGACUAAUAAAUGAAAAAUAAAAAUUAUAAAUAAUGUAAAAGAUAAUAAUAAAUAAUGAAUAUAAUCAUUAAUAAAUAAGAUAUAAGGUAGAGCAGCUGGCAGGUCAGCAUCAUGGCAGCACUAGCCUUGCGGUACGAAGAUACUCAUCCCUCAACCUGGUGACUCAGACUGUCCCAGCAGCCGAGCCCUGCUCUCGAUUCUUUGACACUUGCAUGGCACUUAGCAGUAUUGAUACUGAGACAUUUGGUGCUGGCACCAGUACUGUUAAACAAGUACCAGCAAUACUGGUAAGAGUAUCUGCACAACUCUAUUGGGAAAACACUUCAAAUUGCACACAAUCCCACAUGAAACCAUCACACAUAUACAUACAGGUACAUGACUUCCCCUUCUCUUGGAUAUGUACAUUUGGUAACUGGAAACAAACAGAAAUACUCAAAUUACAUAGACGUACACAAAGGGAUAUGUAUAAUAGUUGACAGCUGCAAGUCCCGACAAUUGCUGGAAAGGUGGCAACAAAUUGUACUUACAUAAAAAGGCAUGCACAAACCUACACAAUAAUCUAAUUUGCGAGCCUUUGGAAAGCAAAACUUAUUCUUUCUUGCUCGCAGAAGUAGUUGAAAUGCCUAAGUUGUGUUCUGCACUGUGUUGAUCAUAGGUGACAUCCAUCAGAUUUCAUUGUCCCUGCAGGACAGCUAUCUAAAACUUGUACAUUUCCACCGAAAUGUACUGGUUAUCACUGCCGCUAAGGCUUAGUAAGUACAGAUGGUACCGCUAGUGUUACUGACCCUGUAAAGUACCUCUGGUACUGAUAGUGGCACUAACAACAUGCUGCCGGUAGUACUGCCAGUACUAUAGUCCGUUUCAUUCUGUCUGUCCACCAAUAAAGCGGGAAUUUUGAUGGAUGUGGCACCUGCGCAUUUCUAGUUUGUGAAUACGUGAAAAUCAACUGUUGUGAUAAACAUUCAAGCUUAUCUUCCAAUAAUAGCACAAGAAAAGACAAACUUGUAUCAAAUAACAUAAGUCACAUCAUGUUCGAACGAUCCAUGGCUUUUCAAAUUCAUUGAUUGGUGGCUCAUUUCAGUUGUAUAUUAAAAGACAUCUGGCUUUGCAAGCGCAUGUAAAUGAUAUCUUAAUAAUUUGCUGCAUGUAAAUAAUGAUUAUUAAUCAAAAUAACAUGAAUAGUAAAUAAUAACGGUUGAAUGCGAUGCUAGGCUAUUUAGAAUAUUAGGCUACCCAUGCUGUUUAUAUGCAGCACAUAAAAAUUCCUUAUGCAUAGACACUUCCAGAGUCGGAUGUCACUUUAUGUACCUGAAUGAGAUGAAAUAUGGGUAUCUGAAAGGUUAUGAAUCGUUUGACUAUGAUCAGACUAUACUAUUUGAUAUACAUAUUGUUAUUUCGUGUGCUUAUAUGGUAGAUUAUCGAUGCAAAUAUAUCUGAAAAUAUAAAGUUGAUCUUCACACAAUCACGAACUAACAAUGCGCAGGUGCCACAUCUACAUUCGUGAGUGGACAGAUGGAAUUAAAUGGACUAUAGUACUGCUGGUGGCACCGCCCACCUUUGAUGUAUAUGUACCUGCUAUUUACCAGGGUUGGUUAUAUAGCAGAAUGUUGAAUAAGAAACCUCUUUUUCUCAUGGGAAUACAUGUACAUGCUAUACAAGGAAGGUUAUGUUUCAGACCACCAUGACACAAGGAAAAUAAAAAGGACAAAAAUA